Messenger RNA from Gadus macrocephalus (Pacific cod), 4725 nucleotides. It is a transcript of the gene rnf146, whose product is annotated as ring finger protein 146. Bases 1070 to 2179 code for a protein of 369 amino acids. Gene Ontology annotation, molecular function: zinc ion binding; poly-ADP-D-ribose binding; ubiquitin protein ligase activity. NCBI's taxonomy places the organism in Eukaryota, Metazoa, Chordata, Actinopteri, Gadiformes, Gadidae. The record is from RefSeq and is a predicted model, not a curated record. Gene Ontology annotation, biological process: ubiquitin-dependent protein catabolic process; Wnt signaling pathway. The transcript has 3 exons. Gene Ontology annotation, cellular component: cytoplasm; nucleus.
AAGCCUGUAGAUAUAUCCUCUGCAGCAGGAGAAGGUCUUCCAUUCCCGUUUGCUGACAUUCCUGCCCUAGUACACGACCACAGCUACCUUCCGGUCCGCUUCGAUGGUCUUGAGGACAACGCUCUCGUGUACAUUUCAGGAUUUGUAAAUAAGACGGGCUCUGAAGAAGCUGUCCUGUGCUGUCUGCCGUGCCAGCCUGGUGACAGGCGCUGCAUCUGGCAUCAAGGACCAGAGCUACCACCUGAAACAAUGGAGGCCUGGUGAUCCCAUCAGAGGGCACAGUGAGGGUCGUCACCAGGCCAGCAGAGUGGGUCAUUCGCCAGCCAUCAGCUAGUUUCAGGCGAUCGCAGCCCAUCAAACUGCUAGAGGUCUUGUCUUGUACAUUGUACGAAAGAGGAUCGGAUCAGAGGAUUGACGCUGGCCUGGGUUUCAGCGUUUUAGUAGCCCAUAUAUUGAUUUAACUUGAACAUGUGUGUAUUUAUUGCACCUAUCUGUUCUAUUUAAUGUUAAUUUCAUAUGAAAACCCAUGGUUAUAAUUACAUAAAUACAUCUCUGUACAGGGUGGGGAUUUCAACAUGCAGCCUUUCUUGAUGUUUUAGAACCUAACAAUUAUGCCUAAGUAUUGGCAUAAUACAUCUCUGACGUUUAUAAUAAAGCAAACCGUUUGAAAAUCGGUUGAAAAUUGAACAAGUUAUGGUUAUUUAGAUGGUACAUGUACCACUACCAGCACAAUGUUAUGGUUGAGCAGCUGACUGUGGCAAGAUGGCCGCCAGUGCGGACGUUGGACUCCAUUGGCCAGCAGCGUGGACGAGACAUCUGUUCUAUAUUUAUCUGAGAACCACGGUAUGGACUUUAGGGGUGUGUGUUCCAGACGGAAGCAAGCGACAUACGCACUUCGUCAAUUCAUUUUUUAUAUUUGUACUAUUUCAAGUCAGUACCAUAGACUUAAACGUGGCUGCAUAACAACACAUGUGCGUUUUCUUACGGAACAAUCUAUAAACUUGCCAGGAGGCCAGAAUGGCAGACUGCCGACGUGGACUUCCCGCCUAACGCCCCGGCCCCCUCUAAGAUGGCGUCCAUCCCAGAGUGUGCCAUCUGCCUGCAGAGCUGCGUGCACCCCGUGUGCCUCCCGUGCCGCCAUGUCUUCUGCUUCCUGUGCAUGAAGGGCGCCUCGUGGCAGAGCAAGCGCUGUGCCCUCUGUCGACAGGAGGUGCCUGAGGACUUCCUGGAGAGGCCCAAGCUGCUCUCGCCGGAGGCGUUGCGGGCGGCGGCGGGGGGGGGGGCCGACGGAGGGGACCACGCCUGGUACUACGGGGGGAGCGGGGGGUGGUGGCAGUACGACGAGCGCACCAGCCGUGAGCUUGAGGACGCCUCCGCCAAGGGCCUGACCAGCGCGGAGAUGCUGAUCGCGGGCACCCUGUACGUGGCCGACCUGGAGAACAUGGUCCAGUACCGGCGGAACCAGCCCGCCCGGCGCCGCCGCAUGAAGCGGGACGCCGCGGGGGUCCCGAAGAAAGGGGUGGCAGGGCUGAGGCUGGAGCCCGAGGUCGACGCGGCCGCCGACCCCGUCGUCGGCCCGCCUUUAGCGGCGGUGGUGCCUUUAGCGGCGGUGGUACCCUCCGCGGCGGUGGUACCCUCCGCGGCGGUGGUACCCUCCGCGGCGGUGGUACCCUCCGCGGCGGUGGUACCCUCCGCGGCGGUGGUACCCUCCGCGGCGGCACCGGAGCGCAUCAGCUCGGCGGACGGCGCCGACGCAGACGGUGCCCCGGGCCGGGCGCAGUCUCCUUCCGGCGUCGGGGCGCUGCCCUCCGUCCUCCCACUCAGACCUCGCACGAUCCUCGGCGGCCACGUGGCCCGGCCUCCCUCGCCCGCGUCGUCACCGUCCCUGGAAGAGGCCCUCUCCCAGCUGGGGCUCAGCCAGGGGCCCGCGGGGGAAGGAGGCGGGGCAUCUGUGGACGGAGGCCUGUCGUACGAGUGCGGGUCUGGCAGCAGUGAGGGGGAGGGGGACGAGCCAGGGCCGGCCGCCGCCGCGCCGCCGCGGCAGAGGGGCGUUCCGUUGGCACGGCGACUCAGGGAGACUCGGCCAGACAGAACGCCGCCGGGAGGCGGGCCCAGCGGCUUGACCCGGGGGGGCCGAGGCCACACCCCCGACGUACAGUGCACUGGGGCCCAGGUGUGACCGGGAUGAGGAGAAUCGUUGGCGUCAUUUAUGGAACCAGUCACUGCUCGUGCGGUUCAGUUGAUUCAGAUCAGUGAACGUUGUCGAUCGAAGGCGACUCUCAUGUUCUUUGAGAAGUGAGCCAACUCUUUGCUUUGUGACCUGCAGCCGUAUGCCUGCUGUACCUUCUACUGCUGAUCCUCAAGAACAAAAAACUGUUAUCUAUUUCUCACUGAAUUUACAGAAGAUUGUGUCUGUCGUGAAGAUAAGGAAAAUAAUUUGCACCUACUUUUUCUCCAGGGCUUUAGGGAAGAGGCUUAAUGGAGUUCGAUAACAUUAGGAGAUAGUUCCCUCUUUUAUGAUGAUUUUGUUUAACCGCUUAAAUUGUGAAUUGUAGCACUUUAUAUGCAAUCGGUUAGGACUUUAACUGCCGUAGGUUAUUCUUUAGUAAUAUUGACAGGGAACCAAAACCCAAUUAACGUGUGUGUGUGUGUGUGUGUGUGUGUGUGUGUGUGUGUGUGUGUGUGUGUGUGUGUGUGUGUGUGUGUGUGUGUGUGUGUGUGUGUGUGUGUGUGUGUGUGUGUGUGUGUGUGUGUGCGUGCGUGCGUGUUUGGCUCUAUUUAAAUCGCUGUGCAACGGUUGUUAUAUUAAUAUUGUGUUUGUGUUGUGAGCGGGGUUAGGGUGAUGAAACGUAACUGGCACCGCCACUGGAAAGUAUCCGGACACAUUUAGAAUGUUCCAUUUGGACUUCUCUUCCUCACCCACAACAGACGUACUUUAUCAAAAUACUAUCAAAACAGGGGGGUUUACAUGUACCACACGUACUUGCGGUAUAGGAUCAGUAGCAACUCUUGGAGACACCCAUUUUCUGACCAUCACGUUGGAGUCGCCUAAGCAAUAGAUUGGAUACACCAAUCCUUCUGUUGAUUUCCAAAAGCUAUUGAUUCAUUCCUACUUCAUCCAAUAUUGGGUAUGCAAUUACUUUAGGGUGCAUUUGUGUGAUCUGUGAUCUUUACUUUUUUUUAAAUAAUAGGUAUUAUCUCCAAAAAGUAAUACUACUCAACCUUUAAUGCAUUUUUCAACGUGCCAUGACAUUGAUUCAUUAAAUAGGCCUAUAUGGGGUCUGUCCAAAGGAUGGCGCUAUUGUAUCAACAUUUUCUUCCGUCUGCACAGAGAAAAGUUAUUUGAUCUUAAAGGAUUGGGAAAAUGUAAACAGCCAAUGUUUUUGUUUUAAAUUAGUUUGAUAGAGGUAUCACUUAUUGAACAACUGAUGCAAUUGUAUGGUGAAUAAUGUUAGAAAAACAUCCACAAUAACUUAAGAUAGAGAUAUGGUUCUAAGAUAGAUACAUGGUUUUCUCCAAUAAUCUGUCCACCUAUCAGAUAAAAUGUGGAUGAAGGAAAACUGGAUUAAUCAACCCAGAAUAUGAAUAUUAAAUACCUGUGUCUGUUUAAUACUAUUCUUACUGAUUAUUUUUCUGUUCAUAAAACAGUUUAAUCAGGAUAACAGUAUUGUACUACGUUAGACAACAAUACUUAUACCACGGUCUGCGGGAAUACUCGAUUCUGAUUGGAUGCAGGGUGUGCAUUAACUCCUGAUAUACGGACACCUGGACAAGUAGUUCCGUCAAAUUGUCUGUUUACCGUUCUCAAUUAAUGCGCUAGCUGGCGUAUCGUCUCUAAAAUAGUAGUAACCAUAGCAACGGGAAACAAAACAAAGCUCAGCGGACUAUAAUACCUCCCGCUACCUCCCGUUCUAAAGUCGUAGCUAUGGUCCGUCCUAAUUACUGGAGGAGUGAACAACGUUUCCGUUGCAUGAGAACCCAACGGGCGUGUAAUGGUGGUUCCGGGUAUUAGUCGGACCCUCAGGCGUAACCAGGGAAACAAAUGUAUGUUUUGUGGAAAACUUUAUAUUCAGAUUGUAAAACGCAUGAAAAUAUAAAUUAAUGGUCUUAAUUUGGUCACCGUUGGUAAGUGACCGUGGUAUAAGCGGGAUAAUGCCCUUCGCGUCGGACGGUUCACGCCUCCACGUCGUCCAUUAAUUCCUGAUAAUGGACACCUCGUCGGGCAUUAUCCCUUACAUAUAAAUUAUGUACUUUACCAAUACACAGGCUUACAUGAGGCAAUUUCGUGUGGCAUAAGCCAGGGUAAAAACCUACAGAUGUGCCUUAUGUUUAUAUGAAGGCUGUAGUAGUAGUAGUCUGCAUGGCAGCCCAACAAGAUUAUACAAACACUGCACUAUUCAUCCCCUGCCUACUGGAGACUAGUGUGAGGGGAGCAGUAGAAUAGUGCCCUUCAUUCACUGCCUUUCUUGAAUUAGUCAGUUUGCUGUUUAUCUGUGUUUAUUUGUUGUUUGAUCUAAACCCUAUUUAGCCAGGAAAGGCUUUUCUUUUUUUUCUUUUUUUUUUGCUCUCCCAAAUAAUCCCAAUACCUGGUUGUUUCAAUAAUGAUCAUAGUUCGACUAUAAGCCUGUUAUGAUUGGCCGUAAUCGCUGAUUAUGGCGUUGUUUUGAAUGUUUUGUUAGAUUUGGCACUAUUCUUUCAGAGAAAAUAAAGACAAUUCCACGUCCA